ACGCGCCAUUAUGCGCAAUAGCGUUUCUCGUUCCUUAUUACCGCGAUCAUAUGCGCAAUGACAAACAAGAAAUAAAUGUUGUCUUUACCGAUAGCUUUGGAUCGUACGUAUAACUAGAAUCUUUCGGAAAUGUUCGACAAUUAAAGUACAUUGCAAAGAUGUGAAAUGCUCUCAAAUGUUUGGUAUAAGAUACACUGUUUAUCACUUUGACGGGUUGAUUACAUUUCUGUGCUUCGGUUAUGUAAUGCCAUUGGGUAACAAUACGCGGACAAGAAAAGUAUCAUUUGAUGUAAAAGGAAAAUCAACUGUUCGAACAAGUAUUCCAGAGGAAAAUCAGUUUCUGACAAUAGCAGCAGCUUUACCAAUUUUGCCAGGUACACCGGUACCUCCAAAGCUAUUGAAGCAUUCCUACAACUCAUUCAGUUCCACGGGAACUCCAUUUGAGAUUGAACAUGCAGAGGCUGGGAUAUGCGAUGUGGUUACGUUACAAUGGACAGGAGAAUCAAGGACAGUUGUGGCAUCGAGAACAUCUGCCGAACGAGAGAAGAACCCUGACAGAAUAUGCCUUGACAGGCGGGGUCUGACAACAUUUCCUACUGUGAUUGGGGAACCAAAAUUGAGAUUGAUGUCUCUUCAGCACAAUCUUCUGACUAAAUUUCUUGAUUUAUAUGAUAAUCAAAUAGAGAAAGUAUGUGAUCUUGGUCUUUUGGAAAAUUUAAGAGUAUUAUUGAUAGGGAAGAACAGAAUAAGAAAGAUUGAAGGUUUAAAGCAGCUUUCAAAGCUAGAAGUUUUGGAUUUGCAUGGCAAUCAAAUUCAACAGAUUACCGGCUUGGAAGAUCUAUUGUCGUUAAAAGUACUCAACUUAGCUGGGAAUAGUAUUAAGAAUAUAGGCUGCAGUGACUUUCAAGGCUUGAUAUCGCUAAAAGAACUCAAUCUACGUCGGAAUAAAUUAAAGAAGUUGUUAGGAUUUGGUGAGACACCACAAUUACAGAAAUUGUAUCUGAGUAACAAUGACAUUCAUAGGAUUGAGGAUCUGGGCAGUCUUGCGAAGGCCUUGCAAAUCAAAGAAAUAACAAUAGAUGGCAAUCCAGUAACUUUAAAUGCCGAUUAUAUCUCCUUUCUCGUGUCGUACUUGCCAAAUCUUCAGCUUUUAUCGACAAUGCAAAUUAGUGAACAGAUUCGGAGAACAGCAAUGGCUUGGAGAUUUUCGAAGGAACAAUCUAACUCGGCGUUCCUUGAUCUUAGCACGCAAGUUUGCAUGAACGUACGUAGGGAAGAAGUGAUAUCGAAUGCCAAAAUAAAUUGGGAACUUCUCAGAUCUAGGAGUAAAGUUUCCGUUGAUAGUUCUAAUAAAACGGCGGGCAACAUCAAAGGCAACGGCAUCAAUAUACUACACAUGCAAAAUCCGAAUAAAUUCAAUACUGUAAAAGUACUGAAGAACCUAGACAAGACCAAAGCGAAAGGCUUCGGCAGCUUAACAUCCAUAAACGAAAAUGUGGAAGCAAGGAAGAUACAUAUAAAAAAGAGAAGCAGCUCUAGCGAUAAUUUGCUUAAAUUGGAAGAUACGUCUAGAUCAUAUCCUUUGGAAUUUAAGCUUCCACCUAUACUAGGUUCUAUAGUAGAUAGCUUAACGAGCGAUAAAUUUGAAGAGGGAUUGUCUAAAGAUGGUAAAGAAAAAAUUGAUAGAAUGAAAACACUUAGCGAUAUCGAAAACACGUCGGACAGUGAUUUAGACAGUUCAGAGAGUCACGAGAGCUUGAAGAGUGGUUUAAGGUGUCAUCUGUUUCCUACUAACAAUUGUGUCUCAGCCGAUUGCGACAAGUCUGCUAUUUCUAAGCAGUUCACUGCAGCCAAAGAUAUAGCCCCGAUUAGAACGGACAAUUUGCACGGCGAAGAUAACGAGAACCAAGGACAAGAUAAAACAGCUCUCUCUGCGACACGGAAACCUUUGAAAUAUUGCGAUAUAGUAACGAGCGAAAACAAAAGCUUAAACAGUAGAUUGCUUCAGAAUGUGAAGGUAUUCUAUAAUCAAGACGGGUCAAGCGAUUGUCAAUCUAAGUCAACCGUAAGCUCCUCUGGAUAUUGCUCCUUAAGCUCAAAGGCUAGUAGUUUAGACAGUUGUAAAUCAUUGUUAAGCGAUUCUAGUGGCUCGUCAAUACCCAAGAAUACAGUAGCUCAUAAGUCUCACGAUUGCGAUAAGGAGAAAGGUAGAAUUAAGAGCGCUCAAGUGAAGAAGGUGGUGUAUUAUAAGAGCAACAGAGCUGCGACAGCUAGAGCGAAAUUCAAAGCCCUUGCACCACCAAGUCCGCCUCCGCAACAAGCAGUGCCUAAGGACAGGGAGCAGGGUGGGGAUUAUUUGAUAGAAAUUGUUGGUCGAUGUUUGAACAUUUAUGGCCAAGGUGCCUUGCGUUAUAUAGAUAAAACCUGGGACGUGUCGAAGGCCCAGGAUGUUAAUGUCGUGAAAUUUAAUUAUGUGCAAUUUAACGACGUGGCGAGAGUGCUGAGUAAACUGAAAGGUAGAUUCCCUCACGCGGAACAUUUCGUAUUCAAAGAAACCAACAUCAGUCUUCUCGGUCAGCUGAACGCUUUAGCUGAGGUACAAGGAUUAACCAGUAUACAGAUAGACGCAGGGAAUCCUAUUGUGUCUAAGGAUUGGAAGAUGUACGCUAUAUUUCGAUUAGCUCACUGGGGACUUACGGUUAUUAACGGCAAGGAGAUUACAACCGAAGAGAUUGAGCUUGCCAACCAAGAAUAUGCAGGUCUCAUAGAUAUAGUAACAUGUUCACUGCCAGACUCUUUAUUGCAACCUUUGUUGCAAAGACUUCACUUAGAAAAAGUGCAAAGACAAAGCGGGGAGCAAAUCACUGCCAAACAAUUUUUAUUCAACUGCGAUUUGGCACUUAGAAGUGUCGUUGCCAAGGAAGCGUUGCAAUGGAGGAAGGGAAACGUGACACAGGAAGAUCUUAUUUGGAGACACAAAGGAAAAGUACACUUGCUAAAUUUAAUCAGUCUCACUGUAAACGCCAUACAGAAGUUGCAGAUUCUAGAGAAGCAGUGGCCGUGCGUUCUGCAUGAAAUAAUUUAUAACACUUUGUCCGAUUUUUCCGAGAUGGACGUGUACAUGAAACGCUGCAGCAAAACGCUCGAGAUCGACAAGUAAUAUUGUUUUAUUAAUUUUUAUUUAUGAUAUACGAUGUUAUACUUGUAUCACGUGCAAGCGUCACGUUCGAAUUUACUGCAUCAACAUGUAGGUGAAGUGUACAAGGUACAUGUACAGGGACAAUUUUAUGUGCGUGUGUGUACGAGUGCGUAUGUGAUGUGAUAAUAUAUAUAUAUAUAUAUUUGCUGAUUGAUAUCUAAGUAUAGAACAAUAAAUUCUAUAUAAACAUUGUUAACAGAUUUUUUUUAAUGUAUAGUCAUUAAAUAUAUAUUGUACAUUAU
Molecule: messenger RNA, 3441 nt
Organism: Harpegnathos saltator (Jerdon's jumping ant)
Lineage: Eukaryota; Metazoa; Arthropoda; Insecta; Hymenoptera; Formicidae
Product: leucine-rich repeat-containing protein 49
Molecular function (GO): protein binding
Source: RefSeq, a predicted model, not a curated record